UUGCACGUUAGGCAACACUGGACAUUUAAUUGGACUGUCAGCUGUUAAAACGUUUGCCAACGAUUUUCUACAAUUUUCAUUUGCAAAACAUAAAAAAUGGACAAGAAAAUGAAUCUAAAUUCUGCACAAAAAGAAAAUAAACCAUAUCGGGUUGUUUUCGAUGUUCAAGCAGAACCCGAAAGUCAUAUCUCAACACGCCCCGAAGAUAAUGGCGCCGAGUUUCGCAGAUUUGUUGUGGAGUUUUCGAGUCCCUUGGAUAAGCGUCUUUUUGUCCGAUCCGUUUUCAACGGUCCAACUGAUCCCAACUUUUACUGUCUCAUCGAGGAACUUCGAGCUGGACUCCACCGAGUUGGGGACGAGCAAGAUUAUGAUAAUGUCUCCACGACUGAUACCUCAUCGGAAACGGAGAUGACUGUGAAAUCUUUGUAAUCAAUUGCAAAUAAUAAAUACAUACAUCUAG
This is a messenger RNA of Drosophila innubila, 460 nucleotides long. RefSeq lists its product as uncharacterized. The transcript is spliced from 2 exons. Bases 97 to 429 code for a protein of 110 amino acids. Lineage: Eukaryota; Metazoa; Arthropoda; Insecta; Diptera; Drosophilidae. The record is from RefSeq and is a predicted model, not a curated record.